Drosophila grimshawi is the source of this 454-nucleotide messenger RNA. RefSeq lists its product as uncharacterized. The transcript has 3 exons. The record is from RefSeq and is a predicted model, not a curated record. The coding region runs from base 27 to 425 and encodes 132 amino acids. NCBI's taxonomy places the organism in Eukaryota, Metazoa, Arthropoda, Insecta, Diptera, Drosophilidae. Gene Ontology annotation, cellular component: U12-type spliceosomal complex. Gene Ontology annotation, molecular function: zinc ion binding.
UAAUUAUGUGACAAGUUUAGUUAAUAAUGGGUGGCAAAAGUUAUUACUGUGAUUACUGCUGUUGCUUCAUGAAGAACGAUUUGAAUGUGCGCAAAUUACACAAUUCGGGCAUUUCGCACACAGCUGCAAAAGCAACUUACAUGCGGCAAUUUGAGGAUCCACGUAAAAUAUUGGCAGCGGAGCGCAAGAAAAAACCAUGCAAACGUUAUUUUGCCGGCUACUGUAAAUUUCAAUUAUUCUGCAAUUUUCGCCACUACAGCGAUAAACAAAUGAAGCAGCUGGAAAAAAUUGUAAAUCAACUGAAGAAAAAUCGCUUAAAAAAGAAGAACAAUCCACAGCAGGCUAAGCACAAUUUGCCAGCCUCACUGCAACCCCCAAAUCUAUCUAAACUGAUGCAAUCAAAUUGGCAUUUGAGUUGGGGUUAAACAAUAUAUAAAAAAAAAACACUUUGUAG